UUUUAGUCGCGCUUAUAAUAGCGCUGUGUGUAGACGUGGAUGUUUUCGGGGUGACAACGGAAUUAUCGAAAAUUUACGUGGUUGUGCGGAAAAAUGAUGCAAAAUCCAUCGUCCGGAAAGGGAAAGACCGCUAGACAACUGCGCGAACGUAAACAGAAAAAACUUUACUCGGAUGACUGGGCCCUGGGGGACGACGAUGAGAUCGACGGCACGCGAAGUUUCAACCUCCAGGACAAGCUGGAGGAUCCGUCUUUCGAGUCUCACGGUCAGCUUAUGGUGAGGGAGAUGAGGGGCGAGGAGCUCACGAUGGCGUAUUUGCAAAAAUACGGUUUUAAUACGCCGUUACUGUUUAAAGAGAAAACUGGACUGGGUCUAAUGGUGCCCUCAUCAAAAUUCUCCAUAAACGAUGUGAGAGUGAGCGUCGGCUCUCGAAGACUCUUAGAUGUGAUGGACGUGAACACGCAGAAGAACAGCGAAAUGACAAUGAAAGAGUGGCAAAAGUACUACGAGGAUCCCAACAAAACGCGGCUUUUGAACGUCAUUUCUCUGGAAUUUUCCCAUACGAAAUUGGAGAAUUAUGUACAGAGCCCCACAGUUGUCAGACAAGUAGACUGGGUUGACUGUGUCUGGCCAAGACACCUAAAAGAAAGCCAAGUAGAAGGAACCAACGUCUUAGAAGAGAUGAAGUACCCGAAAGUGCAAAAAUAUUGUUUAAUGUCUGUAAAAGGCUGCUAUACAGACUUCCAUAUUGAUUUUGGUGGUACUUCAGUGUGGUACCACAUAUUAAAAGGUUGCAAGGUUUUUUGGCUCAUUCCACCUACAGAACAUAAUAUGAAUUUAUAUGAGCGAUGGGUUUUAUCCGGCAAACAGUCUGAUGUGUUCUUCGGGGAUACUGUUGAGAAAUGUGCUAGGAUAAUUUUGCAUGCAGGAAACACGUUUUUUAUCCCAACAGGCUGGAUACAUGCAGUGUACACUCCGGUUGACUCGUUGGUUUUCGGAGGAAACUUUUUACAUUCGUUCGGUAUUGAAAAACAACUAAAAUGUGCCCAAGUCGAGGAUACCACGAAGGUUCCUCAAAAGUUUCGUUAUCCAUUCUUCACUGAAAUGCUUUGGUACGUACUGGAACGGUACGUGCAUUGUCUCCUGGGGAAUUCGCAUUUGACCACUGGUCAAGACGCUCCCAUUCCUUCUGACCGGCCUCACAUUCAUUUGACUCAGGCCGAACUGCAUGGCUUAAAAGAAAUCGUAAGAUAUCUUCAUAUGUUGCCGCCGAACAAAAAGAACUUGCCAGACCUGAUACGGGAUCCGAUAGCGCUGAUUCAGGAUGUACGAACUCUAAUUGGUUUGCACAGGCACGAUUUGAUCGAAUUGGCAAUUACUAACAGGCCUGUUCUGAGCUUGCCACCGGAUGACACUAAAAAGAACGUGUUCAAAAAUAACCCGAAUAAACUGGGUCCAGGGAAACCUCCACAAGCGUUUAAGGGGCCGAAGACGUCCCCCGGGGCAGCAGCAGGUGAUAAAGGAGGGCCUCGGAGAAGACGAACAAGAUGUAAAAAGUGUUCGGCCUGUAUGCGACCAGACUGUGGCGAAUGCACUUUCUGCUUGGACAUGGUGAAAUUCGGCGGACCGGGCAGGGCGAAACAAACCUGCAAUAUGAGACAGUGUCUGCAACCUAUGUUGCCUGUAACAGCGGCUUGUGCAAAGUGCGGACUAGACGGUUGGAUGCAAACCCCGGUGGCGCCUUUACAAAAGGGACCCCAAAGGUGUGAUACGCCCAGCAUCUUAAUGGAAUGCUCUGUUUGUUAUGAGAUCGCACAUCCGCUUUGCAUGCAAAGGCUGUGUCAGGAAUUUAGUGGUUAUAUUAACGAGGAUAUGCCGAACUCUUGGGAGUGUCCCAUGUGUUGUAAACUAGGAAAAAAUACUGAUUAUAGACCGAGGCAUUUUAGAGCGAGGCAAAAAUCUUCGGAUAUCAGGAGAACUAGUAUAAGUUCGGACGCCUCCAGUGCAUUCGAACACAAAAUGCAACCGGAACACUCGGAUUCUGGCAGUGAGAACGAUCAAAAAGACUCCAAAUUACAGGAAUUGUUACCAAUUAAAAAGCGUCGGUCGAGUGAAAACUCCGAAAUAGAAACGAAGUUGGUACCACCGCCGACAUUGAAUGACAGCCAUAGAAAAACCGCAUUUAGGACGCAACUCGCGCAACAGAUUACUAGUAACAGUACAAAGGCGAUGAAAAAACCACUAGUAGUUGUAAGGCCGGCGCCUCUUAUGAUCCUAAACCCCAUAGUACCUACGAAUAAUUUAGUAUUAGAUAAGAGAGUUAUUUUGUGCAUAUUCAAGUACUUAACGCCUAAGGAGUUACUUAAUUGUGCUUUAGUAUGUAAAACCUGGGCUACAUACUCGAUCGACCCGUCCCUCUGGAAACGAAUGGAGUUCGACCACAAAAAGAUCUCGAGCGACAUGUUGAAAGGCACCGUGCGCAGACAACCGGAGAUUCUUAGUCUGAAUUGGUGCCGGAUCAACCAUUUCCAACUUCCCUGGCUCAUUCAAAGGCUAAACAAUCUGAAGCAGCUCUACUUGCAAAGUAUAGACGUGAAAAGUGCCAUUUCGCUUCGCACGAACCACUCGGCGGUGUUGCAGGUGUUGGAUCUCAGUUUCAUUUCGGAUUUUAACGAUUCCGCUUUGAGGGAGAUUUUGGGCACGAACAACGACGCACGUUCCGGCCUCGCAGGAGACAAAAUCCGCUUCCGCAAUUUGAAAACGUUAAAACUGGCCGGCACCGAUAUCACCGACAUAGCGAUGCGCUACGUCACCCAGUACCUGCCCAACGUCCAGCAUCUCAGUCUCAGCAUGUGUCCCCGGAUAUCGGACGCGGGCAUCGCGCAGCUGACCACCAAACCGGCCAACACCGUGACCAACUUGAUCAGUUUGGAUUUAAGUCACGGCAAGUUGGUCACGGAGGUGACCCUGGAUCAUUUGGCCAAGUGUGAGAAACUUACAAGGCUUGACUGUAGACAAGCGUUGAAUAUUUCCACGCAGGCGUUGAUUAGGUUUGCCGCUAAGAGCCAACACGAUUUGCAAGUGAGAGAGAUUAAGUUGGUGGAUAUUAGGCAGAAGCCUUUGACGCAGUAAGUGGGACGGAUUUUUGAUCAUUGGAUGGGCCAAUUUGUUGGAUUACGUUAAUCAAUAAAUGGAGUAUUUUGGUUUUUGGGCCAGUGGAGGACAUAUCGCGAGUUGAGCUUGAUUAGGAUCUAAUCAAGGUUCUCAAAUUUUAGUUUUGGGUUUUUUUACUGAAAAUUCACUUUUUAUGUCUUUAUUUUUUUAUUUAAGGUAAUUAAGUUUUGUUUUAAAGAAAUUGGCUGAAAUAGCUCUACAGGGUCCUUAAUAAUAGGGCGCGGUAAUUAAUCUUUUUACAACAAAAUAUAGUACUGUAUAUUAUGAUAAUAUAAUAAUUUGAAUCUUUAAGCAAGCAAAUGAGGAAUUUAGUAUAAACUUCUACAAAAAUUUUAUGUAAAACGUUGCUAUUUCUAGUACGGAGAUGGUACAGCAUAAGGUGGUCUAAUGAAAAUUUAAUAGUGACAGUUCAAAUCAAUCACGAACUUAUAAAUAUACCUGGACUGCUAAUGCAAAUGGCCACCAUGACCAAAAAUAACGGCUGUCUGAUAGCCGCCAUUUUUAUAAUUGGUCACUCUGAACAUUUUCAGUGUUGCCAAUAAAAGAUAUAUUAAACAAAGGUAAUAAAGUUGACGACGCUGACGUUUGACAUGUGAUCUAUCAUGAACUUAUAAAAAAGUCGUGAUUCCGUACAAUGUCGUGAACUUUCUUCAUUCAUUAAAAAUAAAAUCAUAAUAUGAUUUUAUUUACAAAUAAAUAAAAAAUAAACAAAAGAUAAAAACAGUAGUUAAAAAAUUAGCGAAGGUACCUUAAUUUUAAAAUGCCUUAAAUUUAUAUCCUUAAUAUAUGACUUUGCAGGAGGAUAUUGUCCAUAUACUGGAAAGCUUUCCUCUUAACCCUUUCACUGCUAAGUUAGCUUUCUACGCCGUGCCGGCCGUGCGGCACUUUCUAGCCCGAAACGCAUAUCUACGUCCGGAGCAGCGUAUAGCUAAUUUAAAUUAGUAUUUUUUUUUAUUUAUUUAUAUAUUAUAUUUAUUUUACCAGCUUCAAGAAUAGAACUCGCCAAAAGAAGUUGAGUUACUCUCACUGAAAUACUCAACUUUGAAAACACCCUGGUAUAAGUUAAAAAUUUGUAAAACAUCUUUUUAAUUUUUUUUUGCUAGGGAAUAAAAAAAACAUAUUCCAUGCAAAAAAUUUAUAAUAACAAAAACUCAAAUUUAUAAACAAAAUAAACAACUAAACAAAAAAUAUACAUUCUGGGAGGUUAGAAAAACCAUCAAAUAAAACAAAAUAAAAAAACUAUAAAUUCCUAUGAUAUUUUACAAAAGUCAGUAAUAUUUGCAGGAAUGGUAUCUUUCGAAACAAAUCAAAAGGCAAAGCGGCACAUCGCAUAGUGCACACAUGUAACGCGUAUCGCUUCUUUUUCCAUGUUUUGAACACACAAUGCAUUUUCUUUGUGCAAAUUUUUUGGCAGCGGUUGCGGGAAUCAUGGAAACAAAAUGACGCUCAGUUAGUCGUAAAGGGUUAUCUCCAUCUGCUGACCUUCUUCCACUUCUGCUGUGCUGCUGUGGAAGAUGAUGUGCUUCUAAAAUCUGCUUUAUGAGCUGCCCUUGAAAAUCUAGCAGAGAAAUGUUUUUACCGGUUACCAUUUUGUAAACAGCAUGUGAGUUCAAUAAACUUAAGUCCAGUAAAUGAAAAAAAAGUUUUUUGUACCACUUUACGGUUUUACGUACGCAUUCUACCGAACUUAGUAACAUAUCGCUGCGAUCUACCGCUCCCAUAUUUUCAUUGUAGUUUAGUACACAUACUGGUUUCCUUAUUUCUUCUUUUGUGGUUCUGUUUACUUUUCCAGAAUCCUUCAUGUCACUGUUGUGAAAAGUCGAAAGCAUUCGAACUUCUCGUUUGUCCUUCCACUUUAGAGCUAAAAGCCGAUCCGUCGACAUAUAUUCAAUUUCUCCUGACUUUAGGUUUUUAGACAGAUUCGGUAAAUUUCUCCUAUUUUUCCUGACGGUUCCACAUGCGUUUGUCUUAUUUUUAUGUAAUUAGGUAAACAAUGCGGGACUUGUAUACCAGUUAUCUACGUACAACGAAUGACCUUUGCUCAAAUAUCGCUCAAGAAAAGUUAGAACAAUAUUACCAGAUAUUCCAAUAUCCUUGUCAAGAUAUUCAUUUUUUUUUAUUUCUGUUGCAGCUCCGACAUAAAUAAUAAAGUCUAAAACGUACCCCGUUUCACAGUCACAUAGAAGAAAAAUUUUUAUUCCAAACCGAUGUCGUUUGGAAGGUAUGUAUUGCUUGAAAAAUACCCGUCCCUUGAACAGCAGCAAGCUUUCGUCUAUGCAUACGUUUUGAAACGGAUAUAAGGUUUUAGUAAAUACAUCCCUCAAAUGGUCAAUGAUGUAUCUUAGUUUCCAUAAAACGUCAUUCUCCGGUUUUUUUUUAUUAUCUGUAAAAUGUUACAUUCGAAGAAGCAAAAGGAAUCUAUCCCUGGGCAUUAUUUGCGAAAAAAUAGGAGUGGCUAAAAGUUUGUCAUUCGUCCAAUAACUAUUUAUUGAAUUUUUUUUCACUUGCGACAUAAGAAAAUUUGUUGCUAUAAAGCAGUAAAUUUCGCUGGAAUCGGUAUUUUUCCAACGAUUUACCCUCGAACUUUUGGAUAACUCUAUAUUUUCUGUAACGAAUAUGGAGUAAAGGUUUGUUUGAUCCGCGACGUAUUGGGUUACAUUUUCAUCAAAAAAUAUUUUGAAACAAUCCAGUGCCGUACUAGACAUGUCUAACUGGGGAAUCUGACAGCCAGACGUACUGUUAUCAAAAUUAUGUACUACAGGAGACAGAUCAGAUGAUUUCCAAAUGUAAUCUGAUUUAAAUUUUUUAGUGGGUACAACCAGAUCUUCUUCUUCCGACUCAGAAUCAGAUGAGGAUAUAAUACUCGGUAAAUUAUCUUCUUCCACGUAAUUUUGCUUACUUGAAGUACUUGGACCAGCAGUAGGUUCACUGUCGUCUAACCAGCCAUAAUCGCCUCAAUUGCUGACGACAUCAUCAUCUUCACUUUCGCUGUUAGCCAGAAUUUGAUACAACUCAUCGUCCGUAUAAAAUUUUGGUUUAAAUGGCAUUUUGAAACAGCAAAACAAUAACCUCCCUUCAAUAAUUCAAUCAGCAUACUAAACAAACAAGAUCGAGACGGUUUGCACAAAUUGAAAAGUAACCCCACCCCCUACUGAAAUAUUUCGCGUGGAUGGCUCUAGGCGGUUCCAAUGCGUCUUUAAAUAUCACCAUUUUUAAUCGUGUUUAUACGGCCAGAGCAGCUUGUCGUUAAAUAAUUUCUUUGACGCAACCGUUUAUAUACGUCAGGAGCAAUUUUAUGCAUACCGUAUAUAUACGCCUGGAGCAGUUAAAGGGUUAAGGAAUAUAGUAGGUCACGAAACUAGUUGCCAGUAAAUAGAAAUUUUGAAACAUCUAUACCUCAUCCUUGUCCGUUCUAGUUGCGUUGUUUAAAACAUUUACUUGUAGAGGUUCUCUUUCUCUUUUUCUUAAAUUGCUAAUUUUCCUUUUUAUAAUUUUAUUUCAAUAAUAAAACUUAUUUUAUAUAUGUAUUGGUGGUUUGCUCAUUUGUGUUUUGAUAUCUAAACCAUAAAGUACAUACUUUUUAGUUACAUCAUUUUAUGUCGUUCAACCACCAUCUGAUCAUUUCCACUGACAUUGUUUUUAAACCAUAUUCUACAUUAAAAUAUAUGUGCCAAAGAUUAAAAUUGUUGAAAUUGGUAUAAUAAAAAUCAAAUGAUAGGGUUUUAAUAACGUUUGGUUUUAAUUUAAAAAAUUUAAAUGAAGCUCAUAUUUUAACCCUUUCGUCCCUGAAUUAAAAUAUUUUAGUUUAAGUAAUAAAUAGUGUAAAGUAUUAUUGUUAGGAUGCCUAACAAUGAGUUUUUAUUAAUAUAAAUUUUUGUCAAUAGUCAGGGAAUGGUGGAGAGGGUGGUUCAUAUACAGUAGUGGCCAUAAUUAUAGCAACAAGUACAUUUUUCCUUCAAAUUAUAUGAUGUGGUAGAUUAGAAAAAAAACUGGUAUAUAUUAUGAUGUAUUUUUUACAAAGCUUUUUAUUUAUGUUUAUUUUUUUGUUACUUUAUAAAAGAAAUAAAAAAUGGGAAUUUUUUUUAGGAAACGGGUUGGACAAAAUUAUAGCAACACAUUUUAGAAAAAUCAAUUUAUUUAUUCUCCAAAGUCAAAAUAAGAUUACAAUACAAUAAUAUUCUUCAGUAUUUAGUAUAGUACCCUUUAGCCCUUAUAACAGCAAUGCAUCUUUUUGGCAUGGAUAAAAUAAGUUUGUUUAUAACAUCAUGAUCGAUUGACAACCAAGUAUCCUGAAGAGCUGCGAAAAGUUCUCCAGCAUUUUUGAAAUUCCUGGUUCUACACCUGUUAUCCACAAUUUCCCAAAGAUUUUCUAUUGUAUUUAAAUCCGGAGAUUGGGAGGGCCACUUCAUAACAUUAAUUUUUUCAUCAUGGAGAAACUCUUUUAUUAGCCUUGAAGAAUGUUUUGGAUCAUUGUCAUGUUGAAAUUGAUAUAACAGCGGCAUAUUUUCUUCAGAAUAGGGUAACAUAACAUUCUUUAAUAUAACCUUGUACAUAAAUCGAUCCAUAAUCCCUUCUAUUCUGUGAAGAGGUCCCAUACCAUACCCCGAAAAACAGCCCCACACUAAAACUGAACCACCACCAUGCUUAACUGUAAGAGAAGUGUACCGAGGAUUAAAUAUUUUGCCUACAGGACGUCGAACGUAUGCAGCACCAUCACUUUUAAAUAAAUUGAAUUUUGAUUCAUCGCUAAAAAUAACUCUGCGCCAGUGAUCAAUAGUCCAGCCCUGGUGUUCUCGAGCAAAUUCAAGUCGGGCCUUCACGUUCUUCUUGGAAAGAAGAGGCUUUUUUGCUGGUCUGCGUCCAAACAACUUAUUUUCAAAUAGACGCCGCCUUAUGGAUCGUUCACUAAGAUCGGAACACCCACUGCCAUCCAAAAGCCCUUUAAUUUUUGAAGAGGACAAAAAUGGGUUUUGCCUGGAAAUCCGAACAAUCAUUUUGUCACUUUUUUUUGAAGUUUUCCGGGGACGUCCCGAAUUUUUUUUUGGGUACUACCAGCCCUGUGUUAUUGUAUCUUUUCACUAUACGUGAUACAACUGAUCUGUGAAGAGCAAAAUUUUUUGCAAUGGAUGACUGUUUGAUGCCUGACAUACUGAUUAAUUAUAAGUUGCCUCACUUCAACAGACACGGUUUUACCACGACUCAUACUGUUAUUUAAAUAAGUUAAUAACUACCAAGAAAUCACAAUAUAAAUUGUUUCAAUAUUGCACUUCAACAGAUUGAAAGAGCACUAAAUUUCAAAUGUUGUUAUAAUUAUGACCAGGUGAAAUAUUUGCAAUUACAAAUAUUUAUUGUCAGCAAAAAAACAGGUAGGCUUUUUUUUAUUUGAAUGAGAAAUUUUGUUUAAAUAUUAAGAGGCCAUCUAAACCAGUGGCGUACUUUUACGAUUAUAACAUACAUAUAAUAGUUAUUAUUAAAUAUUAGUAAAAUUCAGAUUUGUUGGUAUAAUUUUGGCCACUACUGUAUGUACCAACAGGUAUUUAUGGUGAUACACAUGUGUACCAACAGGUAUGAUCGAAAAUUUCAUAAAAACAGAAAAAAAUGCUAUACCAACAUUUAUUAAAAAAAAUAAAUACAAAAACGGCUUUGCAAAUUAAAAAAUGAACCUAAUCAACUAUUUGGUAUGAUAUAACAUAAAACAGAACUUGCACAAUGGAAUAUUGCACUCUCGGCAAAGAGUUUUUGUUCUUGUUUGUUUUUUCUCUUCAGAACAUCUAGUGCAUCUUCUUCUGGUUGAUCGCUCUACAGGCAGAUGUAAUGCUGUAGAGCGAUCUAUAAUGCGCUGAAGAUCCGUAUAAUUUUCUUUUUCUUGAAGGAGCGUCUUGUUUGGGUAAUGGUAAGCUUGUAUAUCGUAUACCUUCUGCUACUAAUUCUUCUGCAAGUGUGGUAAGGAAGGAAAUAAAAGCUCAAAGGAAAAAAAUGCUCUCAUUUUUACGUCUCAGUUGAUUAUACAUUAUCCACGAAUUUACUGCACACAUAUUGAGGAAUGUGUAAAACACCUUUUUCCACCACUUUGCUGAUUUUCUAUCAUGAUCAUAUAACCCGAUAUUUUGUUGUUUUCCGGUUUUGCUUUUUUUGAUAAUUGUUGUCAAAUUGGGCUUAUGACAGUUACUCAUUAGCAAAAAUAAAACAUUGUCCUGCCACUUUACACAAAGUAAUCCAGAAGAAGUGCAUCUAAAUUGAGAUUCCCUUUUUUGGAGUUUGUCUCCCAUAGUUGGUACAUUUUUGCGAUUGGACAUGCAAUUUCCCAAGGCUGCAUAGUCUAGUGAAAGUAACAAAUUCACACUUGUAAAAAAGCGAUCAAAACACAACACAACAUCAUUUUCUUUAACUGUAGACGCAAGAGCUGUUACGACUCGCUCUCCUAAAUUUAGGGAUUGAUUUUUAGCGGGAAUUGGGUCCUCUUUUCCAGAAUAUACAUCAUACAUCAAUGUCCUGCAUCGCAGCGAAGCCAUAGUUUUAUGCCCCUCUUGGUUGGUUUCAUUGUUUCAAAGAAGAUCGACCCUUGAAUUUGGUCAUAGAUUCGUCGAUACUUUGAUACUGGCUAUCCUGGCGACAUUUUGGAAAUGUGUAUUUGAAACAAGAUAAUAAAUUUUCAAUAUAAUAUGUUUGUGAAGCAUUUGGGGGUUUUUGAGAAGAAGCAAAGUAAAUUUUUGAGCUCAAAGUCAUGCAACGAUCUCUUGAAAAAGUUUUUUGAAAUGUGCUAUUUCCCAUUGAAUUGCUCCAAUAAUUUUUUAGGCUUGGAAGGCGAUUGUAGCACAUAAUGAACAACAUGCAGCCAAAUAAUUUCUGUAUUUCUCCUUUGUCAGUCAUUUUCUCAUUCCUUUUUUUUUAAUUAGUUUAGGAUUUUCGGACGUUCAUUUUUACAAUUUGCAAUUAAAGAAAAUGAGGAAAUACUUUAUGAAAAAUUUGCAUAGGUGUCAACUGCUUGGUGAUAUCUGGAGCCAGCAUACACUCUCUUUCAGGAGGAAAGAUUUUAGCAGGCUCAAAUUUUUCGUCAAGAAUGACCCAGUCAACUAGGUUUCUAUCGCAACCUGUGGUGGUUGCGCAGAGUUUAUGUCUGAGUUUCGAUGCACAGUGGUUUGCAUUGUUUCCGAUAAAGACGACGAAGACAUAUCGGACGUGUCACUACCAGCUUCUUCAUCGGAAUCUGGUUCAUAAUUAUCACUGGAGCCAGCAGAAAAUGGUUCCGAAUCUGAGGAUUCUUCAAUAAGCUUUUCCAGCUCUUUUCGUGAAAGCGGACGGCGGCGAUCCAUAUUGAAACGUAAUUACAGACAUGUUGAUAUACAUGUGUACCAUCAUAAAUACCUGCUGGUACAUAUACCACAAGAACAUACCCAAAAAUACAACAAUAAAAUAUAGUUUUGACCUACCUUUGUAACAGCAGUGCACUUGCAAUUGAAUGAUAAAUAAAACUUAAUAAAAAAACUGCAUAAAUAAGCACUUUGAGUGUCCUAAAUAACUAAUUUUAUUGCAGCAAUACUGCCGCUACUAAAUACACGUGCUAACUAAUCAACAUAACCACACAUUUACCACAAUGCAUAUUGUAGGUACACUGCGGAAGCCUGAUACACCGGACCGGUACACAUUUAUACCAAAUAGAACGCUUUAUUUUACAAACAGGAAUUUUAAAAUUUGCCUGGUACAUAUGUGUACCACCGUUCGGGACGAAAGGGUUAAAGUGUAUAGAUCUAUCCCUGUAAGUUAGGUAAAAGUUCACAAAUUUUAACGAGAUUCUUAAAUAAAUACAAGAAAAAUAUCAGAACUAAUGCAAUCAGUUCUUAAUUAAAUGUUAGUUUCUUUUUGGUUUUUGUAAACAUAACCUCCCAAAAACUUUAAUUGGGUUGUUUCCCUACAAUUGGCACCACUUGGUUCAGUGUGACCAACAUUGAAACGACACAAUCACGCAAAAUAGCGGCCACCUAGUAGUGGUCAUUGACUUUUCAUUGGAUUGGCAAUCCAGGUAUAUUUAUUAAGUUCGUGAAAUCAAUUAAUUGAAAAUGUAUUGUAAAAUUCAAUAAUUCACGGGUGAAAACAAAAAAAAUUGUUCCUAUAUGUUAAUCUCGUUUUUUAGCCAAGAAUUGUGAAAAAACAAGGAGUACUUCGUCGUUAAAUUUAAAAUUUCCUUUUACAAAUUAUUUAGGCUCAAUCGAUCCAUGAUACUUCGUACAACAAUCUUUUGCAACACAGGUUGUACCACGACGAACUGCGGCUAUCGAUUUCUAGAAAAGUAAGCUUUGGUAAUUUCGAAAAUGUAGCAACAUUGAUUAAAAAUUUAAUUUAUCUUUUAAAAUUACCUCCUAUAUAAAACCGUGAACGUAUUUACUAUUUUAAAUGGAACACACUGUCUAUGGAAUUCUUUUCACAUUCUACACCAAAUUCUAAACGUAUUUUAUGUAAAUUAUUGACUAUGCCUUAAGUCUAACGGUUUUUCAGUUAAUUUAAAAUGUUACCUAAUUUUUUAAAUUAAGAACUCAAAAAUUAUUAUACUAAGGCAAGACAUUAUAUAUAAAAUGUGUCUCUGUGUGUUUCGUUUAAAAUAACAAAGACGUUUUGUAUAGAAUUGGCACACUACACAUUUAUUACAUGAUUUUCUUUCUUUCAAAUUUUUUAAAGCAAUUACAAUAUCUUUCGAUAUUUUUAAAUUAAGUCUUAAUGAAAUAAAAACUCAAUUUUAUUAUAAAUCUGAAGCCUCAUUUCAUAAAUUUGGUACUUAAGACCUAAAGUUUCAAAUCCAAACUUAGGCAAGGUGUUGAAACUGAAAACCAAUAAUACCCAAAUACACUAUUUGGGCAGCUUUUAUUAUUUUUAACGAAAGCAUCACUGUUAUUUUUUCAUUUUUUCACCUUCUGUGCAACUAUCACUAAUUUCGAUAUGUAAAGUUGAAAUUUAUCAGUUUUUUGGAGUAAGAGUAUCUGAAGUUAAAGGUUAUAAAUCUUGAAUAGAAAUACCGAUUUCAAACUCAACUCGAACGAUUAACCCUGGGAUUGAGCGGGAAAUGCAUAAAGAAAUGUUAGCAAAAAAUUAAAAAUGUAUACAGGAGUAGCUAGUAAAAGACUGUACAAUUAUUAGCGUAAGGAUAGUUUAAGCCUAUAAAUGUAAUUAAAUUCAAAAAGCCUCAGUAAUGUUGAUUUGACCACAAAUCGUAGAAAUUUUGAAAUAUCAAUUAUUAUACGUAGUACAGCCAUGCCAAAAGCAUAUCGAACAGAGAAUAAGAUUAGUAGAACAAUAUUUUUCCAUAAGAUUUCUUUUCUUGGUGCUCAACUACAGCCCCUACUGGUAAAUUAAUUUCUACGACUAUUCACCCCAGACGAGUUUAAUCGAUCAUAUCCACAAAUAAAUAAAAACAAUUCUCCUACUCCUUACGACUAAGAUCGUAAAUCCGAUAGUCAAACUGGAGAAAGUAGAAUUGCUGUUCAGUACUUUAUCCAAUUUCUUAUUACUUUAGGGUUUGAGUGAUCUAUCACUCCUUAUGAAAUGCGAUAGAAUCAAUAUUGAAAUGAAUUAAGGUUUUUAUUUAUGAAGUUUUUCUCCCUAGAAGUAUAAAUUCAUUAAAAAUGAUCCUAAAAUACAAAUUCUCUAUCUCAAAAGGUUUUUUCAAGUAUUUUCCUAUUUAGUUGAGAGAGCUUUGAUAAAUGAAGUGAGCCUUUAGUUAAGAAUAUACAGGAUUGGACAUAAUGGUUGGAGCUUUUGAAUUUUCAAGAUAUUUAAUUAUGUGACAUAUCUUUUACUUAUCAAGUAAAAAAUAUGUACACUCAACUUGCUUUAACGUUUAUUAGAUUUUUUACACGAACAAAUAAGGAAUAAAUUGGACAAAAUGGUUGGACCUAAAACUCUUAAAAUUUUGCCGCUGGGUUCGCAUAGUAAAUAACUUCUAGAGAUUUUCUAUUGGAUUUAUAUCUGGACUUCGCGGCGGCCACUUCAAAUCACUCAUUUACAAGCCUCGACACGUGCUUUGGGUCGUUAUCACGCUGAAAAAUUGAAUUUAUUGGCAUGGUUGCAAAUAUGUAUGGUUCUAAUACAUUUCUAAGAAGGUCUCUGUACAUAAAACCAUCCAUUUUUCCGUGUAUAUGAUAUAAUGUGCCUACACCAUCAUAGAUCCUCCACCAGGUUUUAUUUAAAGUUGGGUAAUCGGUAACCCUUAGGUACAUGCUUGAUUCAAUCACUGCCAACACAAAUUAAAUUUUUACUCGUCGUCAAGUACAAUUUUUUUCCAAUCCCUGCUUUGGAAUGUAUGUCAACUCGUACAUUGCAAAUUUAAGGCGAGUUUCUUACUUACAAAAAAAACUAGUAAUGGUUUUUUUAAAGGUCGAUGGCCACGAACACUGUAGGGUUAAAAGAAAUUAAAGUUCACUUUGUCAAAAAUCAAUAAUAUUUAAAACGUCGAAUUUGUUACGUUGGCUAGGAUCUGGUAGAAACAGUCGGAUAUAAUUGUGUUUUUUGAAACAUAAAAGUUUAGAAAAUAAAUAAUUUGAAAUAAUAAAAUAGAGGAAAGUUGCCUAUUAUCGGAUACUUUUUUCUUUUAAUUAACAAAAAAUACCUACAUACCACAUAAAUUAAUUGCAUGUUAAAAACGGUUAGGGUGAUAUAUGUUCUUUCAUUAUGUGACACGAAAUAGCUCUAACUGGCUCUAACUUUCACAAAAGUUAAAAAAAACAUAACAGUGCAUAAAUUAUUAUUUUGAAAUUAAGUUCCUUAUAUCGGAUAGUAGGUGUUCCUAAUAUCGCAUAUAUCCGACAUUCAGAACUUAAACGUUUAAAAUAAAAAGCAUAGGUAUUUUUUUAGAUUUUUAUUAAUAUUAAAUUGCAAAUACGUUCAAAAACUUUAUGAAAAACCUUAAAGUUAAUCUAAGCACAUCUCACAAAUAAACCAUAGAUUUUUGUCAGUUCCUGCACAUUUUUCAUGGCACCAACGAAAGCAUUGAUUGCAUCUGAUCCACUUUUCUUCUGCUCUGUCCUCAGUAUCAGUGUCAUCAUCACUGGAUGAGGUGAGAGGUUUUUUAGCUUUUCCCUUCCCUUUACCAUUUUUUUUUGGUUUAGCUUUUGUGCUUCUGUUUUGACCCUUAAGUGCAGUGUUAAUCGGAACUGUUUUUAAUUUUCUUUUGUUUAAACCUUCUUCCAGUUCUGAUUUGUAAGGCGAUCCAGUUAUUAACGCAGUAGUGCCACGUCUUCCUCGCUUAUUAGUAGAUCCGGACGUGUACGAGCAACUAGGCAUAGGGCUGAUAUGUGUCGGUUUUACCAACUUUCUGUUUGUCGAAGGAGUGGUCAAGCUAUUUAUUAAGGGUUUUGUGGGGAUAGCAUCAGGUGUUUUAAUCCUGUCUUCAUAGAAAAAAGAGGUAUUUCAUCUUCGCUUUCUAUUUCCUCCGAUUCUGGCCUGUUCUCAUCAAGUUGUUGGGGUGGUGGCGGGGUUCUUUCACGUUGGGAAUUAAUAGCAAAAUCAUCGUCUCAGAAUACAUGCCUGUUGAGCGGAAAAAUUUCACAUUUUCUAAAACCAUUUACGGCCACUUCAACGCUUGCAGCACGUAGGUAUGCUCUCCCUAGCAGCUCAGCGACCUGAUAGUGAGUUACCACCCUUCCUGGGUUAUUUUUGAGCCAUGACUCAAUCUCCAAUGCAUAAUAUGUUUUAAAUGGAGACAUAAAAGCUACGUCUAGGGGUUGUCUCUUGUUGUGUAUCUUAUGUGUCGAAUGAGGAGGUAGACAUAAAAUAUGCACAUAGUUUUCCCUUGCUAAAUCAAUUAAAGGGAUGUUGCGCGUAUGAGAGUAGUGCUCGUCUAAUAUUAAAACCACUGGAUCGCCCUUUGCUGGUUUAACAUGCUUUAUAAAAUGUGUUAACCAAGCUGUAAACAGAUCAUGCUGAAUCCAACCGGAAGAAUAACAUCUGGCGAUCGUUCCUGGCGGUGCUCCAUUUAGAAGUUCAGCCUUCAUAUUUUUUUUAGGAAAUACUAGCAUAGGUGGCACAUAUAUUCCGGUAGCGCUCAUACAAGUCACUACAGUAACAAGAGCUCCCCUUUCGGAUGUCGUCAAGGCCCCAACUUACCUUUUACGUCGUAAGCUCAGAACCCUUGAAUGUUUGUGUUGAACAGUUGUAAUGCCUGUUUCAUCUACAUUAAAUAAUCUGGCUGGAUUCAAUUUGACUUCUGCUAAGGCUGGCUCUAACAGAUCAAAAAAAGCCGCGCAAUUUUCUCGAGUAAACCCUUUUAUGCGAGCUGCAGAUACACCCUGUGGUUUUCUAAAACUCAGUUCAGGAUGUCUCUUUAAAAACCCUUUUUGCCACUUUUUUCCUGCACUUGAUUUCGUCAUAGAAAAAGGGUGUUGUAGCCCGUUCUGGAUAGCUAGCUGAAACGCUAGCCUUCUAAUAUCGGCAGCUCUUAGUCCAUAAAACCGUUUCUCUAUAUCUAAACAAUAUGUAACUAAUAGAUUUUCAAUUUCGUUACUUAGCGCAGGUCUUCUUCCUAAUUUCGUAGCUGUUAAUACUUCUAUUGGCUUGUCUGAUUUUACGUAAUCAACAAGGGUACUUCUUGGAACUUUAUAUAUUUUUGACGCUUUUAAAUACCCCAUUUCUUUGCUUCUAACAGCAUUUACCGCAAGCUCCGUGGCUCUUGCAUCCCAUGUUUUACGACCUUUCUCUUGUUUUCCGUUCAUCUAGAAAAAAAAAGCAAAAAACCUUCUUAAUCAAGGUUAAAAGCAUUCUCUUUUAUUCUCACUUAUUAUUAAAAAAAAGAGAGUAAAACGCAAGUAUCUAUGACAGAAAAUCAGUUGAUUCAUUUAAAAGCAGCUCCAGAAAACUGGUUCCAAAUAUCGGAUACUAUACGAUAUUAGGAAACCAAAAGUAUCCGAUAUUACGGUACAUAACCUCACUAAAUUUACCGUUUUUUUUUACAUUUAAAAAAUAGUUCACAGAAGCAAUUUAUACAUUAAAAGGUAUCAUCUGCAAUCUACUUAAUGAUAUGGUAUGUAACAAACAAAUAAUUUAACCUACCUUUUCCAGAAAUAACGCCAAAAAUUAUACACUGUUAAAAUCUAUGCACAUCGAAAACCGCUACAGUAGCAAAAUGACGUUUUAUAAACAAUGAUAGGAUUCUGUAAUUCUUGUAGGAAAUGUUCUGCGUAAUAGUUCUCUUGAUUACUAUGGAAGUUACGAGAUGGCGCUGUGUUAUUACAGAUUUAGAGUAAUGUCCGAUAUUAGGAACCUAUGCAGUAUUAGGCUACUUUCCUCUAUGUUAAUAGUUGGGCGGGUUAUAUCGAAAAGCGGACAAGAGCUGAUAUUUUUGCCAUUGUUCCAGGUAGUUUUUAUAAAAUUAUUUUUUAAAGAAUAUUUUUAAAUAAGGGAUAUGUUCAAAUGACACGAGAGCAAAUGUACUUCUGUCGAUUAUUUAAUUAUUAAAAGUCUUUCAUGCAAAUUAAAAUUUGUUUAACUAUUAUGUCCAAUACUGUGUCAUUUUCACAAGAAAAAUUACGAAGCUAUUCAUUUUCUUCUGCUCUUCCAGGCAGUUUCAUAUUUUUUUACUUCUGAUCCCUUUUUCUUAUUUUUUCUAUUUCAGGCACCAUAGAUGACAUAUACGAGUACUAUUUAUCUUUCAACUGAAAUUCUCUUUUAAAUAAAAGUCAUUCGGUAUUCUCAAUUUUCUGGAAGUCUGAUUACAUUUCUCAUAUUCGGACCUUUAUUUUUCUACCUUAGCUGUUUUUGCUAAUCAGGAAUAAUAGUGGAAUCUCUCUGAAAAGUCUUACUCAUUUUUUUUGGCAUUCAUCAGUCUCUUGAAAUAUUAUCUUUCAAGGGUUUUGCCGUCAAAUGGGUAUUAAAUUUUACAUUUUUACUAUUUUUUCUGAGCCCCAACACUUUUUUCCUUCGUAUUAAUAGAGACUGUAGCUUGAACCGAGUAGUACCUAUUAAAAUUUACUAUUUUUCUUUUUAUUAAUCUCUUUAAUAUAAAAUGAUUGAUAGUGAAGAAUUUGUUAUUUAAAUCCAGUAAGCAUAACUAAAUUAUGCUUUUAAAAGAAUUAAUAUACUGUAUGUCUUUGUAAAUGAAGGUAUAGUUUAUUCCUAGUUGUUUAAUAUUUUUCGAAAUUCUAAAUAAAAUCUGACAAAAUAAGAUAGUUUUGGGUUAUUGGAGCAAAAACACGAAAACCUUUAGAAACCCAUAAAUAAAAAAUUCUUCCCUAAACGAUAGAUUGAUUGACACUGUAGGUCUGGAAUUACAAAAUUGUAACUAUUAAUAUUUUGUUUUAAAUAUAAGAUAUGGCUGUACUAACGGUUGCACAUAGCUUUCAAUAAUGACUGAUCAAAAAACUUUUUACAACAAAAGCUUGUAGAUAAAUUAGUAUUUAAAUUUCCUUUUAAAAUUCUGUUCUUCCAAAGUCGUUGUAUAUCUUUUCAAUUCAGCCGUGAUGCUAGUCAAAUUUCAGAAAGCUAUAUCAACUUUUUUUUUGCUUUAUUUUGGAGAAACAACCAAAGUGUAUUUGUUCGGAUUGUAAAUAUUGUGAUCUAUUAUUAAUUUAGUUAAGUAAGAUUAUAAUAUAUAUAUAUAUAUAUAUAUAUAUAUUUAUCAUAUAUUUUAAGGAAUAAGAGUAUUUAGUUGUAAUUAAAAUUCAAUUAAUGCGACGAGCCCUUAUGAUUUACUCAUUUUUUGUACAGGGUGGCCCAAAACCUGUUCACUUUUUAAAUGAUUAAAGUUGUAAGUAGUAUCGGGGUAUUUUUUACAUUGAAACAAAAUAUUUAGAAUUUUAACAUUCAGAUCUUUUUUGGAAGAUUUUAUAGUAUUGACAAAAAAUUACGAAAUUCUGUACUAUGAACCACCCCGUAUGUUGACAAUAACCAUCUCAAAAUAUACACAAAAAGAAAAUUGAUCUUUUUAAGGGUUUCAAGCGUUUAUGUCCGUUUUUCAAUUAGAUUAUAACGUAUACUAGAAUAGAGCAAGUUUAUUUUUGAAAAUAAACCAUUAUUUUGAAACAAUGUUUCGUUAGCCACGUAGGUAUCUUUUGUAUGAUGUGAUUCUUAAUUUAGCUAGAAGAUAAUAUAUGCCAAGUGUUUUCUAAUUUUU
Anthonomus grandis grandis is the source of this 18268-nucleotide messenger RNA. Its product is annotated as jmjC domain-containing histone demethylation protein 1-like. Gene Ontology annotation, biological process: protein demethylation; regulation of transcription by RNA polymerase II. The record is from RefSeq and is a predicted model, not a curated record. Bases 94 to 3132 code for a protein of 1012 amino acids. Lineage: Eukaryota; Metazoa; Arthropoda; Insecta; Coleoptera; Curculionidae. Gene Ontology annotation, molecular function: protein binding; zinc ion binding; histone demethylase activity. The transcript has 17 exons.